Phytomonas sp. Hart1 is the source of this 702-nucleotide messenger RNA. The record is from the annotation of a GenBank genome assembly. Lineage: Eukaryota; Euglenozoa; Kinetoplastea; Trypanosomatida; Trypanosomatidae.
AUCGCUCUCCGAUACUACUCAACUUUUAUUUUUCUACACUAACCCUCUUACCUCCACCAAGUCACUAUGGCCAAGGGAAAGAAGUCCGCUGAUGCGAAGGGCAGCCAGAAGCGUCAGAAGAAGGUCCUCCGCGAUAAUAUUCGUGGGAUUACGCGCGGUUCGAUCCGCCGCCUCGCCCGUCGUGGAGGGGUCAAGCGGAUUUCGAGCGAAAUCUACGAGGAAAUUCGGCGGGUUUUGAAAGGAUUCGUCGAGGGAGUUGUGCGGGAUGCGACCUCGUACACGGAGUACAGCCACCGCCGAACGGUGACUGCCUCAGAUGUGGUCAAUGCGUUGCGAAAGCGCGGCCACAUUCUUUACGGCUAUGCAUAAAUCCAUCGAUAUAUAUAUCCAUUUGUAUAUAUCGAUGCGGGAGAGUGAACACCACCAGAAAUACGACCGAAGGACGAGGUGGGGUGUGGAAGAGGGAUGGGGGAUGGGUAGAGAGGACAUUUGUCAUUUUUACCUCCCCUUUCUUCUUCCUCAAAAAUGGCUCUAACCCCCCUCCUUUAACACCACCGCGAACCGAAGGGCCCACUCUCUGCGAUUUACGCUAGCAUCUCCAUUUAUAGAAGUUUUUUUCUUUUUAUUAUUAUUAUUAUUUUGGCUAAAAUUCCGGAAUUUAUUACCCUUUUUUCACUGAUAUAAAAUACACCGAACUGUUAA